Molecule: messenger RNA, 1605 nt
Organism: Cucumis sativus (cucumber)
Lineage: Eukaryota; Viridiplantae; Streptophyta; Magnoliopsida; Cucurbitales; Cucurbitaceae
Product: alpha-galactosidase-like
Exons: 16
Coding region: 184-1449 (421 amino acids)
Biological process (GO): carbohydrate metabolic process
Molecular function (GO): hydrolase activity, hydrolyzing O-glycosyl compounds
Source: RefSeq, marked provisional
GCUUACCACUUGCUAUUGCUAUUGCUAUUGCUAUUGCUCAAAGUUAAAUCAAUCAUUGUGGGGAACCGCCAUUGAUGGGCUUGCAUGGACAAACCUCACUUCCUCCAUUAAUUUCUUUGUAACUCACUGAACAAGCAUUACCCAGAUCCUGUCUCUCACUGCUGCUUCUCUGAGGCUUCAACCAUGGCUCUUCCCCCAUCUUCACCUUCAGUUAUGCUUCUACUCUACUUCCUCCUUUUCUGGACGUUCUUGCUAGGUGGCAAUGGCAAUGGCAAUGGCGUUGUGGUGGCCGCAGCUUCUCGAUCGACAGCUCUACGGUUUGCCACUGAGUUUGAUUCUGCUUCCUCUAGGAGAAUUCUUCUUAACAAUGGUCUCGCUCUAACUCCUCCGAUGGGAUGGAAUAGUUGGAACCAUUUUCAAUGUAAUUUAAACGAGAAUUUAAUCAAGGAAACAGCGGAUGCAAUGGUAUCCACCGGACUUGCUGCAUUAGGAUAUCAGUAUAUCAAUUUAGAUGAUUGUUGGGCUGAACUUGACAGAGACUCUAAGGGUAAUUUGGUUGCUAAAGCUUCAACGUUCCCUUCUGGUAUUAAGGCCCUAGCAGAUUAUGUUCAUAGAAAAGGGCUCAAGCUUGGAAUUUAUUCGGAUGCUGGGAUCCGAACUUGCAGUAAAAGGAUGCCUGGUUCCCUUGGUCACGAAGAACAAGAUGCAAAAACUUUUGCCUCAUGGGGGAUUGAUUACUUGAAGUAUGAUAACUGUGAAAAUACUGGGACAAGCCCAAAAGAAAGGUAUCCAAAGAUGACUAAAGCCUUACAACAAUCUGGGAGACCCAUACUUUUUUCAUUAUGCGAAUGGGGACAAGAAGAUCCAGCAACUUGGGCAGUAAAUGUAGGAAAUAGUUGGAGAACAACAUCAGAUAUUCAAGAUAACUGGAUUAGCAUGACAACCAUUGCUGAUCAGAAUGACAAAUGGGCUUCUUACGCUAAACCAGGAGGAUGGAAUGAUCCUGACAUGCUUGAAGUGGGGAAUGGAGGGAUGACCAUUGCAGAAUACCGUUCUCAUUUUAGCAUUUGGGCACUGGCAAAAGCUCCAUUGCUGAUUGGAUGUGACAUCAGAUCAAUGGACAACAACACCAUGAAACUGUUAAGUAACAAGGAGGUUAUUGCAGUUAAUCAGGAUAAGCUUGGAGUACAAGGAAAGAAGGUCCAUAAAUAUGGAGACCUCGAGGUUUGGGCAGGGCUGCUGAGUGGUAAAAGAGUCGCUGUGGUUCUAUGGAACAGAAGUUUAUGGCGAGCCAAUAUCACGGCAUAUUGGUCUGAUAUAGGUUUGAGUUCAUCAACUACAGUUACUGCUCGAGACCUAUGGGAGCAUUCCAGCCAGGUGGUUCGACAUCACCUUACUGCUCAAGUAGACUCUCAUGACUGUAAGAUGUUUGUCCUCACACCUCACUAAUCAGCCAAAUUAUGAGAUAGCUUUCUUUCUGUAUGAUUACUCUUCACAAUUCAUCUACAUGUACUUCCACUCUAUGUGAUUGUGUUUUCUGGGAAUUUUACAUUUCGAAAUCACACAUUCUUAAAUAAUGAGCAAGGUGAUCUGGAGCAGUUUAAC